Cyclocybe aegerita is the source of this 552-nucleotide messenger RNA. Lineage: Eukaryota; Fungi; Basidiomycota; Agaricomycetes; Agaricales; Hemipholiotaceae. The record is from the annotation of a GenBank genome assembly.
AUGGAUGACGCCUUUUUAUUUAUGUGCAGAUGCACUUCCGCCGUCGGAAUAUCGCUAGAUUGCAUCAACGAGCCCUGGUCGGACUUCUUCAAAGACAAUCUAACUUCUACCAGCUGGGCACAUACGGUGGCGAAUCUCCGUGUACUCCGUAUCGCAAACUCAGCGUGCGACUGCACACCUCUCCUACAAUAUCUCAAGCUUCCGUCUCUAAGGGUGCUCCAAAUGCACAAUUUUGAGACCGGAGCUGAUUGUGUUUCGACUCUCGAAGCCACUCUGUCUUCUUCGCGUAGCCUUCGACAGCUCUCAAUCGUAGACCACUCUAUGGGCGAAGUCAGGCUGUGGAGCUUGCUUCGGAGCACUCUUCUAGGAGAAAUUCCUUCGGUGGGUAUCUACACGCAGAGCAAGAACAUCAAGUGGGACAUGUUGUUGGAUACCGUCCCAGCGGCACUGAACUUGAAGGCGAAUGUGCCACGUUGGGAAAAAGAUGGAUUUCGAGGUGGGUGGUAUGGAUGGGGACCUGGAAGCCUUGCAGACGCCCAUUCUAUCUAUUGA